GUAAGUUCCUUGUGUUUCCUCCAACAGCCCAUUUCUACUUGCAGCUGUGCUUGAUGCCCUGGAGGAGGAGAGACGCACAUAUGACAAAGCUUUGCUGAAUAAACCUCUUACAGCUGGAACCAGUGAAUCAUGGCUGAAACCAUUCACUGAAAAAAUAACCCUUUGUAACAAAUAAACAGCGUGGCAAGAAAGCACAGAAGAUCUGGUGGAAGAUUUCUGUUCUUGUACAUUUGCAUUUUAUGAGCCAAAAUUCCUAGAUGUCACUACCAGAUUUUAGGACAGCUGACAGUUCGGUCUUUUCUAACUUCCAGCUUCGUCUGUGCUUGACUGCUUCAGUUCUCCAGGCUUUGCUGCCAGAUGCUGCCUUAGAAGAGGUGCCUUAAGGGUAUGCAGUGGAUGCAGGGGGUGGGGUGGAGCAUAUGCCUGCAGGGAGCAUUCUUCACUUCCUCCCUGACUGAACAUCUGCUUUGAGUGCCUCCCUAAGCCAGAGAAUCUUUCUUGGGACCAGAGCGCUUCAGUUCCUCAAAGAUUUCAAGCCAGUCUGACUUCCCUGGAGGUGCCUUGUCUCUCUCCAAGCCGGCACUGCAGUUUCCACCUCCUUUCACUGCCACCUGUGCCAAAUGUCUCUUUCUGAACUGAUAAACCUUGUGCCUGCUGUCUGCAGAUGGGCCUGGCGUUAAAAUGGUGCCCGCCCUUCUGUGACGAGGCUGCCCCUCUGAGAAAGGGAAGCUUCCACCGGGCGGGGGAGGCCCUGGCAUGGAGGGCUCUGACCAGCGGUUGGUGCUGGGCAUGAACAUGGGCGAUGGGCGGCAGACACCUCCUGGGGAGCUGCGGACACCCACGGACGAGGGCGAGGAGCCGAGAACACCUGUGCCUGAAGCCGUCUGUGAUGGCGGGGGAGACGCGAAGACCCCCCAGCUGAAGGAAGAGGAGGAGGAAGAAGAGCUUGACCCCCGCAUCCAGGAGGAGCUGGAACACCUCAAUCAAGCUAACGAGGAGAUCAACCUUGUGGAGCUGCAGCUGGAUGAAGCUCGUACCACAUACAGGAGGAUCUUGUCAGAAUCUGCCAGGAAGCUGAACGCUCAGGGCUCCCAGCUGGGCAGCUGCAUCGAGAAAGCACGCCCGUAUUACGAGGCCAGGCGCCUGGCCAAGGAGGCGCAGCAGGAGACCCAGAAGGCUGCCCUGCGGUACGAGCGGGCUGUCAGCAUGCACAACGCGGCCCGUGAGAUGGUCUUUGUGGCUGAGCAGGGAGUCAUGGCUGACAAGAACCGGCUUGAUCCCACGUGGCAGGAGAUGCUCAACCAUGCAACGUGCAAGGUGAAUGAGGCUGAGGAGGAGCGGCUGCGCAGUGAACGGGAGCACCAGCGUGUCACCCAGCUCUGCCAGCAGGCUGAGGCCAAGGUGCAGUCCCUGCAGAAGUCCUUGAAGCGCGUCAUCGUGAAGAGCAAGCCCUACUUUGAGCUGAAGGCUCAGUUUAACCAAAUCCUCGAGGAGCACAAGGCCAGGGUAACGUCCCUGGAGCAGCAGGUAGCCCAAGCCAAGAUGCGCUACUCCGUGGCCUUGCGCAACCUGGAGCAGAUCAGCGAGCAGAUCCAUGCCCGGCGGCUCCAGCGCCUGGUGGGCCGGCGGGCAUCCCCAGUAGGUGCCGAGGCCAGCCCAGCGCUGCUUUACGGCGGGAUGGCGCUGCCUCCUGAGCCUGCCGCCUCCGCUGACACCCUCUCGGUGCUCAGCUUCCAGACCAUCGCCUCCGACCUGCAGAAGUUCGACUCCGUGGAGCAUCUGCUGGGGCUGUCCGACGCUGCCAGCCUGAACAGCGACGAGCUAGAGGAGCGGGAGCAGAGGCGCAAUGCUCAGCCGCACCCGUUCAAGCACCAUCGCAGCAUCAGCCUCUGACGUCCCCCUGCCUGCCGCAGCCCCCUGAAGUCCCGGCCUUCCAGGGAAGGGGGAGGUGGCUAGGAUCAGAGGCACGAGGAAUAGUCAGGGGGCAGGCAGCUCUUUGAGUGGGUGGGUUAUGUAGUGCUUGUGGCCUUGCCCAUCCGAAGGGCAGCCUGCCAGUGGAUCCUUCCCCCUGGGCGUGGCCUUUGGCAAAACCCCAGUUCCCUGCUCUGUCUCCUGCUGCCAUCCAGGCCCCAGUUGCUUGGAAAUGUUGGCAUUUUGGUCCCACUGUUUUAAGUCCGUCAGGCUGCUGUUUUCCCCCAGCAUGCACCUGUUUCCUGGGAGCAUUGCAUGCUGGAAGUAAUUCUGCAUCCUUGCAUAUUUCUCCUAGCUUGUUGGAUUAUUAUUGGUGGUGCUGUCAUCUUCAGCUGAAGGGAGGCCAAGAAUGGGGAGGAGAGGUGUGCUCUUUUUACAUGAAUGUCGUUGUGGUUGGGGAUUGAGAAGAGCAGAUGGGCUGCAGCGGUGCUUGUGUACAGAUGCUCCCCUGCUCCUGUCACUGCAUCCUAGAGGCCCUCGCUCCGCUUUCAUGGAAUUGCCCCCAUUCUCAAGGCUGUACAAGAUGGCCUUUUUAAAUGGAACUCCGGUGCCCCCUGCAGGACUUUCUUGACACUACAGUAUAACAGGAGGCAUGCCAUUUGUCCCUCCCAGGCCUGCUUGGUUCAUCCCGUUUGGCCACCCAUGCUUCUUGGGGUGUGAUUUGCACUAAUAAGUGUCAAAAUGUGGGGCUGGGAAGUCUCUCCCUCUGUCUGCUCCCAGCAUUUUGCAGACAGUGGCAAUUCCUGCCUCAAACAGGUUUGCUGGACACUGGCUGUGAUGAGAACUGGUCAUAGGUUCGAGGCAGCCUGAUAGCAACUCUGUGUAUGUGUAUUUGUAUGACCGGCUUCUGCUGUGUAUUUUAUUUAAAGUAAAGUUUAUGCCCUCUGGA
This is a messenger RNA of Varanus komodoensis (Komodo dragon), 2860 nucleotides long. RefSeq names its product SH3 binding domain protein 5 like (gene SH3BP5L). Gene Ontology annotation, biological process: intracellular signal transduction; negative regulation of protein tyrosine kinase activity. Lineage: Eukaryota; Metazoa; Chordata; Lepidosauria; Squamata; Varanidae. Gene Ontology annotation, cellular component: cytoplasm. Bases 757 to 1893 code for a protein of 378 amino acids. Gene Ontology annotation, molecular function: protein kinase inhibitor activity. The transcript is spliced from 7 exons. The record is from RefSeq and is a predicted model, not a curated record.